ACUAGAAAUAAAAGAAAAAGCCAGACAAACCAACACCAUUCCGAAAAAGACUCUAGUUGUCAUUUGCAGCAGAAAAUUACUACUAGUGUUGUUGGAACCCUAAAUUUGUUACUGAGUUUCCAGAAGCGGAAAGCAGUGGGAGCAGAAUGGGGCGAGUUGAGCUAAGCGGGCAUGGAGCCUGAGACCAAUUCUCACUCUUCUCUAUGGGAAAGACUGAAGGAGAGCAGGGUUUGGUUUCCAGUGACCCCUCAUCCCAAAAUGCAGAGACUCACUACUGUCCUUGCUGGUAUGAUAGGAGGAUUCGGACGCUAAUUGGCCUCAGAUGCAUUUUGGUUCUCUUUCUCUCUCUUGCUUUGUUCCUCUCUGCAAUCUUCUGGUUGCCUCCAUUUCUUCAGUUUGCGGAUCAGGGCGAUCUGGAUCUUGAUCCAAAGUUCAGAGAUCAUUCUAUAGUAGCAAGUUUCAAUCUUAGGAAGCCGGUUUCUUUGCUGGAGGAUAAUGUCUUGCAGCUUGAAGAUAACAUUUUUGAUGAGAUAGUUGCUCCGUCAACUAAAGUGGUUAUCCUAUCUCUGGAAUCCUUAGCUGGAUCAAAUGUAACAAGAGUCGUAUUUGGGGUUGAUCCUGACCCAAAAUCAUCAAAGUUAUUGCCAACUUCUCAAAGUUUGAUCAAAGAAAGUUUUGAAUAUCUGGUCACACACCAAUCACUGAGCCUAAAUACAUCCUUGUUUGGGAACACAUCCUUUUUCGAGGUGCUAAAAUUUCCAGAUGGAAUUACCAUAAUUCCACCACAGAAAGCGUUUCUUCUGCAGAAAGUGCAAAUCCUUUUCAAUUUCACCUUAAACUUCUCUAUCUAUCAAAUACAACUAAAUUUCAAUGAACUGGAAAGCCAGCUGAAGUCUGGGUUACAUCUAGCACCCUAUGAGAACCUUUAUGUUAGCUUGUCAAAUUCAAAAGGUUCAACAGUGGCAGCCCCUACUACUGUUCAGUCAUCUGUUCUAUUGACAAUUGGCAAUACUCCUUCAAUGCAAAGAUUAAAACAACUGGCUCAAACCAUCACACAUUCUCAUUCGAGAAACCUGGGCCUGAAUAAUACGGUAUUUGGUAGAGUCAAGCAAGUUCGUCUUUCAUCUAUUUUGCAACAUUCCCUCAAUGGUGGAGAUGGCACUGCGUGGUCACCUUCUCCUACUCCAUUGCCUCAUCCCCACCCCCACCAUCACCAUCACCAUCACCACCACCACCACCACAAUUCCCAGCUUGCUCCUGCAAUUCCACCUGCACCUGCAACUGGCAGUGGUCCACCCGCAACGUUCAAAGGUGCACCUGGACCAGCUGAUCAUUCACCUGAGCCACAGAAAAGUUUGCCUGCACCUGAGAAAAGUUGUGAAGCAAAGCCUCCCAGCGUUUGGUCUGGUCGUAGAGGGAAGGCUGGAAAGCAGUCUCGUUUAUCCCCUGCCGGCGCACCAGAUGUUUCUCCUCCCGUCUUUGGUACCUCACCCCAAAAGCAAGUACACCCAUCAGCACCCGUUUCUCGUUCAGUACCAGCAUCUAGUCCGUUGCCUCAUGUAGUUUUUGCUCAUGUUCUUCCGCCAUCAAAGAGUGAAUCAGAUAGUAGCCAUUCUUACACAGGGCAAUCACCUGGACCAUCGCUGUCAACAUCAGCUUCUGCAGCUCUUCUACCUUGUGUUCAAUGGGCAUUAUCACUAUUCCUAGCUUUGGUGUUACUUUUAUAACAACAGAGGAUAAACUUGGCAUUUCCAGUGAAACCACUUCUCUGGUAGUCAAAGAAGGACUUGAAUUAGCUGGCCUGCUGGAGGAGUUGUGUAAUGAUGAGCUACGCAAAGAGCGUGGUUCACACGUGAGUGAGUGGAUAUAUGUUGUUCCUAUGCGUGUAAAUAGUUGAUUAAAAAAUCCAGCUGGCAGAUGCAUAUUCAGGUCAAAGUCACAGAGGUGUCAGGCCUUUGAAUUAGAUGCAGCAUUGCCACUGUUUUGUGUAUUCUCUUCUUCACAAAUGUAAGAGAGGUAACCAGCAAAUGUAUUACCGUACCCUUUUGAUUCCGAAUCCCUCUGUACGCCUUUCAAAUUAAUUUAGUCACGAGAAAUUCCCAAUUC
This is a messenger RNA of Rosa rugosa (rugosa rose), 2106 nucleotides long. RefSeq lists its product as uncharacterized. NCBI's taxonomy places the organism in Eukaryota, Viridiplantae, Streptophyta, Magnoliopsida, Rosales, Rosaceae. Bases 204 to 1727 code for a protein of 507 amino acids. The record is from RefSeq and is a predicted model, not a curated record. The transcript is spliced from 5 exons.